GAAACUGUAAUAAUAAGAAAGAAAUUUACUCUGUGUCGUUGGAACGGUUAACAACAUUUUGCAAGCGUUUGCCGGAUAUUACUUUUCAUGCUAUCAGGAUAAUUUUAGUUUUGCCUCAAAUAGUUAAGGUUAAUAUUUCAAAGUUAAGGUUCGCCAUGGACCUACCAAAGCCGCCAGAAGAGCCUGAGUUGAAGAACAUCAUUGACAAACUGGCAAACUUUGUGGCAAGAAAUGGACCAGAAUUUGAAAACAUGACUAAACAGAAGCAACAAGAUAAUCCAAAAUUUUCUUUUUUGUUUGGAGGAGAACAUUAUAGUUACUAUCAAUAUAAAGUACAGACAGAACAAGCCAUAAUAAAUGUACAGAACAAGAAGAUCCAAGAACAAGCUCAGCAACAACUGCAGCCCCUGCCACAGCCUCCACCCCAACAACCUCCUCUAGCUGCCAUCAGUCAGAUCACAUCAGUAGCUCCGGGCGUGAUCCCUCCUCCCCAGGUGGCACCAUGGCCUACUUCAGCUCCUCCCCCAUCAUUACUGCCAUCUAUAACAAUACAGCAGGCAGCACCUAUAGAGCAACCUCCGCCUGGUCAGGCCCCGCCCCAGACACCACAACAACAACAAGUGGCCCAGCUGCAGCAGCAGAUACAGUUGCAGCAGACCCAGAUACAGAGUCAACAACAAAUGAAUGAGCAGCAGAUCACACAAUCAGAGCAGAACCUGGCAGCACAGUACCAAAGCUUUAUGCAGCAACAACAGUCACAGAUAGAAGAUGCAAUAUGGGGUAAUAAAGCAGAACAGUUACAGAAGUUGAGUGAGGAAUGUGAAAUCUCCCUAGAUGACCUUGAUAAAACUGUACAGCCUAUUAUAGAAUCAUGUACCAAAGAUGCCAUUCAGAGUGGUAAAAGUUGGAUAUUCCAGCACUGUACAACAGACCAACAAUCACAGCUUAUUACUUUAUUCCUUGUUAAAAGAAUAAUGGCCAAGGAUGCAAGUUUUGAAUUGCGGUUACACCUGAUCUAUUUAAUAAAUGAUUUACUUCAUCACUGUCAAAGAAAGAAUGCGGAACUUCUAAAGUCACAUCUAGCACAGAUUGUUGUCCCGGUGUUUUGUACAGCAUUAGUGGGCGCAGACGAUGCCAAGAAAGUUAAACUGAAUAAGUUACUGACAUUAUGGGAACAAAACAAAUAUUUCACCCAGGACACUAUAGAGAAAAUGAAAGAACCAGAUCAAGCAUUGUCAAAUUAUCACGCCGACCUUAUAACAGAGAAUGGACCAAUCGUAACACAGAUCAGCUCCGGGAUACAGAUACAGUACCAGUCAUUACAGAAACAACACAAUGAUUUCUGUAAUCACCUCACCACACAAUUACAGCAGCUACAAACACAACUUACACAACUACAAACACAGUUAGCACAGGCACAGGCUGCAGUGAUAACACAGUCUAUAGCUCCCGUGGUAACAGUGACAUCAGCACCAGCAGUUGAUUCUACAGCACCAAGUGGACCUGACAGUGCUGUGUUUCAGGGAAAUUUCAAUCCUCCUCCAGGACCAUUUGGCCCUCCUCCACCAUUUACAAGACCACCAUUAGGACCAGGCCCUCCACAUCCACCACCCUUUGAUUACCAUGCUCCAUGGCAAGGUCCACCACCCUCAGGACCUGGUGGCCCAGGCUUCCCGAUGCCGGACUUCAGUAAGCCCCCUCCAGGAUUCCCGCCCCCGGGGAUGCAGAGGAUGCCCCUCCAGAUAUUGAUCUCACUCCGUCAGUCCCAUACUAUGAGUUACCAGCAGGGUUAAUGGCUCCACUU
Molecule: messenger RNA, 1804 nt
Organism: Ruditapes philippinarum (Manila clam)
Lineage: Eukaryota; Metazoa; Mollusca; Bivalvia; Venerida; Veneridae
Product: calcium homeostasis endoplasmic reticulum protein-like
Exons: 14
Coding region: 156-1793 (545 amino acids)
Biological process (GO): RNA processing; intracellular calcium ion homeostasis
Cellular component (GO): perinuclear region of cytoplasm
Molecular function (GO): RNA binding
Source: RefSeq, a predicted model, not a curated record